AGGGGGGACAGGCGCCGGCGGGCCUGGAGCGGAUCCGGCCGACCAGAGAGAGCGCCCCGCCGCCACUGGCCAUGGACUCGGAUGCGAGCCUGGUGUCGAGCCGCCCUUCCUCCCCGGAGCCCGAUGAGCUCUUCGUGUCGGCGACGCGGAGCAAGAGUGUGGGCGGCGGCGGCGGCUUCUCCGCGGCGGGCGGCGCCGUGUCCUCCUCGACGCCCAGCGACUCCCCGGCCGAGCUGAGCGCCGAGCUGCGGAGCGCCAUGAGCGCGGCCGGGGUGGUGAUGGUAGACAAGCUGGCCUUCAAGUCGCCCUCGUCGCUCUCUUCCUCGUCGUCGUCCUCCUCUUCCUCGUCGGCCUCCUCGACGGCCUGCAAGAAGGACAAGAAGCAGAUGACGGAGCCGGAGCUGCAGCAGCUGCGCCUGAAGAUCAACAGCCGCGAGCGCAAGCGGAUGCACGACCUGAACAUCGCCAUGGACGGCCUGCGCGAGGUGAUGCCCUACGCCCACGGGCCCUCGGUGCGCAAGCUCUCCAAGAUCGCCACUCUCCUCCUCGCGCGCAACUACAUCCUCAUGCUCACCAACUCGCUGGAGGAGAUGAAGCGCCUCCUCAGCGAGAUCUACGGCGGACACCACGCCGCCGGCUUCCACCCACCGGCCGCCGCCUGCCCCGGGGGCCUGGUGGGCCACGCCGCCCCCCUGCCCGCCCCCGUCUCCAGUGCCUCCCUGCCCGGCGCCGGCGCCCUGGCCGCUGUCAGCUCCAUCCGGCCCUCGCACGGCCUGCUCAAGUCGCCCUCCAGCGCUGCAGCCGCUGCCGCCGCCGCCGCCGCCGCCGCCCCCCUGGGCAGCGGCUUCCAACACUGGGGAGGGAUGCCCUGCCCGUGCAGCAUGUGCCAGGUGCCCGCCCCCUCGCACCAUCACGUCUCCGGCAUGAACACGGCCAGCCUGCCCAGACUGACCAGCGACGCCAAAUGA
Molecule: messenger RNA, 968 nt
Organism: Gekko japonicus
Lineage: Eukaryota; Metazoa; Chordata; Lepidosauria; Squamata; Gekkonidae
Gene: OLIG2
Product: oligodendrocyte lineage transcription factor 2
Exons: 2
Coding region: 72-968 (298 amino acids)
Biological process (GO): oligodendrocyte cell fate specification; neuron differentiation; myelination
Molecular function (GO): protein dimerization activity; DNA-binding transcription factor activity
Source: RefSeq, a predicted model, not a curated record